Molecule: messenger RNA, 1189 nt
Organism: Panicum virgatum (switchgrass)
Lineage: Eukaryota; Viridiplantae; Streptophyta; Magnoliopsida; Poales; Poaceae
Product: bZIP transcription factor TRAB1-like
Exons: 2
Coding region: 96-710 (204 amino acids)
Biological process (GO): positive regulation of DNA-templated transcription
Cellular component (GO): nucleus
Molecular function (GO): DNA-binding transcription factor activity
Source: RefSeq, a predicted model, not a curated record
AGCCAGCCAGCCACCCACCCCGGUGGCCCUGUGGGGCGCCGGUGCGUGCCCAAAACAAGCAAGCGUAGAGGCGCCAACGCGCGAGGAGCGGUGGGAUGGCGGCGGCCAUGGACUUGGAGGACGACGAGGACUUCUGGGGGAACACCGCCAGCAGCCCCAGCGCGUCGCCGCCGGGGUCGCUCGCCGCGGCCGCGGUCUCCCCCUGCGGCGCCUUCAUCUCCACGCAGCUCAGCCUCAACUCCCGCCUCCACCUCCUCUCCACAGCGGGCGGCUCCUCCGCCCUGGGCGCCGGCAUCUACGCCGCGGACGACGGCCGCCACCACAUGGACCUCGGCGGCGGCUUCCGCAAUGCCGCCGCGUCCCCGGCGCCCUUCUUCUCUGCCUACAACCCCGCCGCCGGCGCCGGCACCGCGCGCAGCGUGCUCGAGGACGAGAUGUGCCUCGGCCCCGACGCGGCGGCGGCCACCUGGGCCGGCGCCGGGGUCGGGGGCUCCGACCGCCGCAAGAAGCGCAUGAUCAAGAACCGCGAGUCCGCGGCGCGCUCCCGCGCGCGCAAGCAGGCCUACGUCCGCGAGCUGGAGCAGGAGGUGAAGCUCCUGCAGCAGGAGAACGAGAGCCUCCGCGUCAAGUACGAGCAGCUGAGGGUGUCCGUGGAGGUGGCGGUGCCGGUGAAGAAGACUCUGCAGAGGAUGCCGUCCGCGCCAUUUUGAGGACGACGGCGAGGAGAUCGAAGGAAGGAUGGAUCGAAGCAGGCGGUUGCCCUUCUCCUUUUGAGGCGAUCCAGUGAUCGAUAUUGGUUACAAGUAAUCGACUAAUUAAGUGAGUGCUUCACUUCAUAUGCCGCAGCCAGUAGUGCUCUGCUGCUUCUCUACCUAGCUCGCCGUGCUUGUACAAGCAACAUCAAAGUCAUGUUCAAUCUCGCCUAGGGCGUGUACUAGCUGCUAGCUUUUGCCUUGAUCCAUCUGUACAGUGGCAGCUGCCUAGCUAGAACAGGGGAUGCCUGCCACGGCGGCGUCCUGGUGGCUGCCAUAUAUACUUAUGUGUAUAUGUGUGUAGCUUGUCGCGUGGGAUUAGGCAGAAGCAGAAAGAUGAUGGGCCUGCUUGUACAAAUGUAGUAACUAUUGCUUCCUGGCACAAUGUCAUUUCGGAGCGCAAGAAAGAAAGAACAAUCCAGGAAACUUAGCUGGUC